Orycteropus afer afer is the source of this 9369-nucleotide messenger RNA. It is a transcript of the gene PCNT, whose product is annotated as pericentrin. The record is from RefSeq and is a predicted model, not a curated record. Gene Ontology annotation, biological process: signal transduction. NCBI's taxonomy places the organism in Eukaryota, Metazoa, Chordata, Mammalia, Tubulidentata, Orycteropodidae. Gene Ontology annotation, molecular function: molecular adaptor activity.
AUGGAAGAAGAUGAGCAAGAGCAGCGCCGGAGAAAGGUGGAGGCCGGGAGAGCAAAGCUUGCUCACUUCCGACAGAGAAAAACAAAAGGUGACGGUACGUAUUCGAAGAAAAAGACGGCGAAGAGGAAGGGCUCGACUGUCGAUGCGGCUGUCUCGGAGGAGAGUCCGAUAGCUGCUGGGGACAGCGCUUUCCUCAGAGAAAGGGAUGUUUGGAAAAAUACUUCGUGCAUCGACACCUCUGAGAAGACAGAAAGGGUGCUUGCGGCUCAGGAAUAUGAGCAAGAGCAUAAACUGGAGGUUGCUGCCCUGGCUCAUCAACACGAAGAUGAGACUGCACGGCUGCAGGCAGAGCUCCAGCAGGUGGCUGCAGCCCAUGAAGCAGAGAUACAGCGGGUGCAGCUUCAGACCCAGACGGUACACGCCCUUGAGCUAGAAGCUCUGCGCUUGAGCCUGAGCAACAUGCACACAGCACAGCUGGAACUGAUGCAGGCCAACCUGCAGAAGGAGAAGGAGGCGGCGCUGACUGAGCUGCGUGAGAUGCUCAAUGGACGGCAUGCCCAGGAGCUGGCCCUGGUGCAGAACCGGCAGCAAAGCACGCUAGAGCUCAUCCGGGAGCAAUGUGAGCGAGAGAGGGAGGCGCUGGCACUCCAGUGUGGGCAGGAGGCAGCUGAACUGAAGGAGAAGCUAGAAUCAGAAAUGGAGAAAAACAUCCAGAUAAUUGAGACUCUGAAGCGAGAUUGGGAGUCAGAGAGAGACUUGUGCUUAGAAAAUCUACGCAAAGAAUUAUCUGAAAAGCACCAGUCAGAAUUGGAGAAUUUACAGAAUCAGUUUAAGAAGGAGCUGGCCAAGCAGAAAGCAGAGCUGGAGAAGAUUUUUCAAGCCAAAAAUCAGGCCGAAUGUGCCCUAAAGGACCUGGAGACUCAGCACCAAGCAGCCCUCCAGCAAUUGCGGGAGGAGUUACAGUCUCAGCAUUGCCAGUACUUAGAAGAACUGGAGCUGAAAUGCAGAGAAAAGGAAGAAGCAAAACAGCUUGAGUUAGAGCAUCUUCAAGCAUCAUACGAAGAGUUGAAGGCUCAGUCACAAGAGGAGAUCAAGCACCUGUGGUCCCAGCUUGAUUCUACGAGACCCGAUGGACAGGAAGGGAGGGAGUUACAUGAGCAGCUCCUGGUUCCAGCAUGUCACAUGGAAGAAUUAGAGCAGUUGAAGCGAGACUUUGAACAACAGCAGCAACGAGAUAAAACUGAACAUGAGACUGACCUGGAACAGUUGAGGAUUUAUUUUGAAAAGAAAUUAAGGGAUGCUGAAAAAAACUACCAAGAAGAUCUAAAUGUGUUACAGCAACGGCUACAGGAGGUGAAAGAAGAUUCUUUUCUGGAUUAUGCAGAAAUCAGUUCAUCCAGUAUAUUUAUAGAAGAGACAGCUGAAAAGGAAAGGAAAGAACACCUUGACCAACUUAAACUUCAGCUUGAGCAACACGAGGAGAGCCUGAUACAUCUGCAAGCACAGCUGGAAGAAAAGCACAGGCGUGAGUUAGAAGUGCUGAAGUCCUCUCUUGAAAUUCAACAUGAGGAGGAAGUGAUGAAACAAUGCUGGGGGUCUCAGUGGUGUCCAUCCCGCAAUGACUGUUCUCCCCACCUCUCUGCAGAGCUCACACGGAUGCGUCUCCAGUGUACGCAGGAAAUGGCCUCAGAGGUGGAAACAGAGGUGGCGGCGAGGGUCUUGGCCUUGGAAAAUGAGUAUAAGGUUAAGCUUUCACUUCUUCAAACUGAGCUAAAGGAAGAAAUGGAACUCUUAAAAAUAGAAAAUAGAAAUUUAAAUGAGAAGUUGCAGCAUGAAAUCCAUUUGAGAGAGGAUGUGGUGAAAGCAAAAAAUAAUUUAAUUGAAGAUCACCAGGAAGAAGUAAGGAAAACUAAGGAGAAUAUUCAAUUGAUGAAACAGGAAUUCAAAGAAAAAGAAGAAGAGUGGAAAGUUACACAAGAAGACCUAAAGAGAAAAGCUGAAGAGAAAUUAACACUUAUGCUCCUUGAAUUGAGAGAAAAAGCUGAGUCUGAGAAGCAGGCAAUAAUAGAUAAGUUUGAGCUUCGAGAGGCUGAAAUGAGGCAGCGUCAGGGUGAGCAGACGUCCCAGAUCUUGGAGCUGGCGAGGUCUCUGGCAGAGCAGCAGGACCGCCUACAGCAGCUGGAGCUUGGGGCAGCUGGGGAUGAACCUCUGCGGUGCAGCCAGUGUGGUCCUGUGGCUGAGGCCUGUGAGCUCACCAUGCUGCGCCUGAAGGAGGACUGUACCCUCCAGCUGAUGCUGGCCCAGAAUAGGUUUCUGGAAGAACGUAAAGAGAUAAUGGAGAAGUUUGCUACAGAGCAUGAUGCUGCCCUGCAGGCACUCCGGGAGAAGCAUGCUGGUGAGCUCCAGCUUCUCCAAGAUAGUCACCGGCAGCACAUUGUGUCCCUGACAGCUGAGCUGCAGACUGAGCAUCAGGCUGAGAUGGGUGCAUUGAAGGCUACACUGGAGAGUGAGCAACAGGCACUUGUGCAGACCCGCGUGGCUGAACUGCAGACCAGACAUGCCACAGAACUCAGCACCCUAGAGAGGAAACAUCUUUUGAACCUGGACUCCGUGAAAUCCUGCUACCUGUCUGAGAUCCAGACCCUACGAGAUGAGCACAGGCAAGCUCUAAAACAGCUGCGAGUGGACCUUGAGGAGCAGCUGCAGAAAAAGGAUUCCUUUCACCAAAUGGUUCUGACCCAGGAACUAGAGAAACUUAAACUGAAGCAUGAUGAAGAGCUUCAGGGCACAAAGGACAAUCUAAGGAUUGAAAUGAGCACUAAGAAUGUUGAGAACCUCAAAGCCAUGGCUGCUGAGCUUCAGCGUGCACAUCAGAGUGAAUUUGAAAGUGAAAAGAAAGCUGCUUUGCAUGUAAAGAAGGAAGUACAUAAACAUGGGAGUGAGCCAGCACAGUCUCCUUCUCAAAAGGAGGUAGUAUCCCUGCCUCUGCAGCUUCAGGAGAAGGAGCACCACAUUCAGCAGCUGAAAGACCAAAUUGCAUCCUUAAGUAACAAGAUCGAAGAAUGUCAUUCUGAACUUGAGAAGCUACAGCAAAGGCGUGAACGAGAAAACCAGGAAGGCACGAAUCUUAUAUCUAUGCUGAAGUCUGAUAUAGAUUUAGCGUACAAUGAAAGGAACGCACUCCAGGAUGCCCUCAGAAGGCUGCUGAGCUUGUUUGGAGAGACACUGAGGGCAGCAAUUGCCAUAAGAGGUCAGAUCAGUGAGCGUGUGGGGCUCUGUCUGGACAGUGGUUUUGGGUUUUGUCAUUCUGCAGCCCCCACCCUGGAUGAAGCCCUACCUGGGCUUGGCAUAGCCAUGUUAGAGCCCGACGGGAUGCCGCCUGAAUCUGCGGAGGCAUCUGUGGCAGCUGAAAUCAGCAGUCAUGUGUGCGAGAGCUUCUUUAUGAACCCAGAGACCACACUGGAAUAUGAGCAGCCAGUCAGGAAGGUCUACCAGAGCCUCAGGGUGGCUGUGGACAAUCUCCUGGAGAUGGCUCUGGACUCCAGCAGACAGCUGGAGGAAGCACACCAAAUUCAUUCUCGCUUUGAGAAAGAAUUUAAUCAUAAAAAUGAGGAGACUGCACAGGUCAUUAGAAAGCAGAAGGAGCUACUAGACUGCCUCAGCGAGGAGAGUGCGGCAACAGCCACACUCACCCGGGAGCUUCACCAAGCCCAGGGCCUCAUUGAGGGGUUCAAAGAAGAGAGGGCUGAACUGCAGGUGGCGCUGGACAAGAAGGAGCAGUCGGAGCAGCGUCUGGUCUUAGAACUGGAGCAACUGAGCUGGCAGCUCCAGGAGGCAGCCCACGAGCAGAUGCGGCUGAAGGAGGAGUGUACCGCCCUGCUGAACCAGAAGGAGGCACUAGCUGCCAGCGCACAGGAGAGAGAAGCUGGUCUCCGAAAGGAGAUGGAAUGUUUAACAAAGGAACAACUGGAGACUAGGAAGCAGUCUGAGAAGGACCGUGCUGCUCUGCUCUCCCAACUGCGAAUGCUGGAAUCUGAGUUAGAGGAGCAGGUGUCACAGCACCAGGCAUGUGCCCAGUAUGCAGAGGAGGUCAUUGCCCUGAAGCAGCAGAUGGCUUCUCUGGACAAGCACCUGCGUAGCCAGCGACAGUUCAUGGAUGAGCAGGCUGCAGAGCGGGAGCAUGAACGUGAUGAGUUCCAGCAGGAGAUCCAGAGAUUAGAGGGGCAGCUGCGGCAGGCAGCCCGGCCCCAGGCCCUGGAUGCCUGGGACAGCCAUCAUUUUUUGUUGUUGUUUUAGGUUGAACUGUUACAAGAAAAGUUAAGGGAAAAAUCAGAUGGGUUUAAUGAGUUGGCGGUGAAGAAGGAGAUGGCCGACAGACGUCUAGCAGUACAGCAAGAGGAGAUCCAGCGCCUCCAGGUGGCAGUCAUCGAGGCUGGCAGGAGGGUGGCCCAGCUCCAGGAAGAACUGGAGACACAGAGGAGAAUUGGAGAAGAGUUACAGCAGGAUAAAGAGGCAUUAGAGAAACAGCAGGUGAAUCACUUGAUUCUGGUGUCUGCACUGCAGACUGAAUUAGAGGAAGCCAAAUGCCGUGUGCUUUCUGCAGACAGCCCUGCCCGAGGUGCAGAUGCACAACCAGAGGUGGCGCCAGAGGUGCUCCUGCAGCAAGAGAAAGAGGUUUUGGAUUUAAAAGAACAGCUAAAAGAAGUUAGUAAUUUAGCAAAUAAAAACUAAGAAAUGCUAUAUCUGACCUUAAAAGUAGACAUGCAGGCCCACCACACUGCUGUCAGCCUCAAAGAACUUCAGGAAGAGAACACCCACUUGAAGGCUAUGUGUAACAAAAGUCCUGAAGUAGAAGAGCUGAAAUCCAUUAUUGAAAACCUGCAGGAGAACCAAGCUCGGCUCCAGAAGGAGAAGGCAGAGGAAAUUGAGCAACUCCAUGAGAUCAUUGAAAAACUGCAAAAGGAGCUCUCUCCUGGGGGACCCGUGACCCCUGAAUUCAGUGACAGUCCAUCCAAAAGCCUUCAAACUGAACUAGAGCAAGGGUUGCUGGGUGUCCAUGAGGUGGUGGCUGAGAACCUGACAGAGCCGAGCCCCCACACGCAGGCUCUGCAUGCAGAGCUGGAAGCAGCACUGAUGGGCAAGGCAGCACUGAGCCAGCUGUUGGAAGAACGGGAGCAUGAGCACCGCCAGGCCCUUGAGGCCCUGGGGCAGAGCUUGCGGGCUGCUGAGGAUGCUGCUGCCUGCCAGCUGGCUGGGCUGAAGCACAGUAUGGCCCUCAAGGAGUCUGCACUGGAGGCACUGACCUCCCGCCUGACCGAAUUUGAGGACACCCUAAGGAAAAAGGAAGCAGUGAUUUCAGAGAAAGAUCUAGAAAUCAAUGCAUUGAGCAAGCAGAAAACAGCUCGCCUUAUUGAACUGGAAGCUUUGCUGGCGGCUGUGUCUAAGUUCAGGUGUACCUUGGAGCAACAGCCUUGGGCUGAGACAGCUGAGCCCCCAGAGCUGCAGGUGCUGCGGGCACAGUGUGUGCGUCUUGGCCACCAGCUGCAGAUGCUGAGCCAGCGGUUCCUACGGUGCCAGCGGGACCUGGGCCAGCACCAAGGCCACAGAGAGAGUGGCACCGGGUAUGGGGCCCCCAGGGGCACAGUGGCCUUUGAGAGUGUGCAUGGCAAUGAUUCAGACCAGAAUAUAGGCAGCAGGCCGUCACAUACAGUGCCCCACUGCCGGAACCCUCAGAGCCCUACAAAGGACCAUCGGCAGCCAGCUGCAGGUUGUGAGGCUCCGGGAGGUACAGGUCUGUUGGAGCAGGAGAAUGUGAUGUCAGUGCUGUCCACCUGCCAGAAACAGCUAGCAUCUGAGCUCCUCCUGGUGAGAGAUGAGGUGAACUUGAGCAGAGAAGAUGGUCGUGGUCGGCUGCGAUGGGACAAGGGUAAGGAAAAGCCCUUAGAAGAUUGUCAGCCACAGAAAGUAGACCUGUUAACGCAGGUGAAACAACUUCAGGAGCGAUUGGCUCGUGUGGUCCAUUCUAUGACUGCCCAGGAGACUGGCCUGGAAAAUUCCAUGAGCCCACAGCCAUCAGCACACUCAAGCAACUCUGAGGGUAUGGAGCUCUUGAGGAGCCCAGUGCAGGUGAUGGACUUGUCCUGGGGCUCCCCUGAAGUUGUCAGAAAGGACUCAAGCCUGGAGCCCCCACCCAGCCUGCCCCUGUCACCCUGCUCAGACACCACAGGCCUGUGCAGCCCAGGCUCCUCACCUCUUCAGGCGGAUGACUCUGGCCUCCUUUGUUACCCGGUGCCCACAGCCAAGCGGAGGGCCCUGCCCGGGGCGGGGUGUCCCCUUGCUAUGGAUAUGCCUUUCUCCACUGACCACCACCAUGUAGAGAGGAUGGCUGUGGAGAAAGAUGUUGAAGAUUUUAUCGUGAUGUCUUUUGGUUCUCAAGAAAAUUUAACAUCAUCUUCCAUUGGGCCAGAAGGAAAAAGUGAUGGAAGUGACAAAAGUGAUGGCUCAGGUAUUAUUGGAGAGAUUCUAAAUGAAGGUUCAGAAAGAAUUGAAGCUUCCCCUAUUAGCCCUACAGCUCCUCCUCAGAAGUCUGGAAGGCAUCGGCCGCCACCAGUAGCAAUGAAGGAAAGGGAGGUCCGUGCAAAGCAAGUGCAGGCACUGUUGAAGAUGGUGUGUGAUGAAAGCCACCACAUCCUGGCCCUUUCUGAGUACCAGGGACCCCCCAGCACGCUGGGUAAGGGUGAGCCAUGCAAUGCCUCGGAUGAGGUAAGGAUGGUGCUUUUUUGUCCCCCAUUUCAGGAACCUUCUAAUGUGUGUGCAGACUGGAGAGGAGUGUUCCUGCAGGCUGUACAGGAUGCAUUUCAGAAGGAGCAGCAUGCAUUAGGCCUUGAGCUGCAGUCCAAGCUGGGUAGCUGUGAGCUGGAGGAUGGUGGCUUCCUGCUUGAACGGCUGGAGAAGGUUGUUCGGGAACAGGGUGCCCUGCAGGAGCCAUCCGAAGAUCCACUCUGCCAGUCUGACAGGAGCAGCCUGCUGUCUGAGAUCCAGGCCCUACGUGCCCAGCUGCGCAUGACCCACCUACAGAACCAGGAGAAGCUCCAGCAGCUCUGUGCAGCACUCACCAAUGCAGAGGCCCGUGGGAGCCGCCAGGAGCACCAGCUGCGCAGACAGGUUGAAUUACUGGCAUAUAAGGUUGAGCAGGAGAAAUGCAUAGCCAGUGGCUUACAGAAAACACUAAGCGAGGAGCAGGAGAAAGUGACUAGUGUUCGAAAGCUGCUUGUGUUGGAGCAAAAUUCUGUCAAGGAUCUGAAAUCUGAGCUCUCUGAGUGUAAACAGGAAAAUGAAAGGCUGCUCAAGUCCUUGAAUGACGUGCAGAAGGAGGUCCUCCAGCUGAGGUCUGUGCUAGACAGUAAGGAGAAGGACCUAGAAGCUGUGCUUGAGGAGCUGGAGACAGAGCGUGAGAAGGAGCACGCCCUACAGAGCCAGCUGGAGGAGGCACAGCUACGGCACCUGCAGAAGGAAGGCCAAAGUUCCCAAACCUUGGAGGAGUUGCGAACAUCUUUGGAGAAGCAGUAUGCUCAGAAUAACAGACUGUGUGUGGCAUUGAAACAUGAGCAGACAACGAAGGACAACCUCCAGAAAGAGCUGCAGAUUGAGUACUCACGCUGCGAGGCACUGCUGGAGCAGGAGCGCAGUAAGCUUGCUGAGCUGCAGAAAAGCAUGGAGGUGGAGCAGGGCCACUCACGGGAGCUCUCGGAGGCCCUGGCCCACGAGCGACUGCUGACAGAGCAGCUGAGCCGUAGAGUACAGGAGGCCUCACUGCCCCAAGCCCUGCUGCAGAAACUUGGGACAGAGCAGGCCCGUGUGGCAGAGCUACAGGCACUGCUUGAGCGCGUGCAGCAGCAGGCUGUGCGCACCCAGCAGCGGCUAGAAGCUGAAGUGCAGACACGCAAUGAGGAGCUCAAGCGAGAGAGAGAGGUAAGUUCCAGCCUGGAAGUGACCAUGGAGGCCCUGCAGACCCAGAAACAGGAGCUGAGAUGCUCUCUGGAGAAGGAGAGGGAGAAGCCAGCACAGUUACAGACAGAAUUAGAGCAGUUACAGGCGAGAUUGAGAGAGCAAGAGUCACGCAAAGAACGGAGGAGGAGAGUGGAUCCGAGGCAGAGCCGUGCAGAUGUGGAGAAGUGGAAGAAGUGGCAGAGAGACAAGGAGAGACUGCGGGAACUAGAACUGCAGCGACAGCGUGAUGAGCAUAAAAUCGAGCAGCUUCAGCAGAUGGUGAGGGACCUGCAUUCGAGGGGAGACUUGGGUUCUGGCAGUGGCCUUUGUGUGAAUUCACCACACAGUACUAGCCACACAGAGCUAUGCUUCUCAUCGGAGCUCAAGCACAUCCAAGAGCAGCAGGAGGAGCUAGAGAAGAUACGGCAACAGCUCCUCUGUGCCGCUGGGCUCCUGACCAGCUUCAUCCAGCAGACUGUGAAUAGAACAAUUAAUGAUUGGACAUCAUCAAAUGAGAAAGCAGUGGCCUCAUUGCUGCGGACACUAGAGGAACUGAAAUCUGACCUGAGCGCAUCCACCUCCUCUCAGAAAAAAACAGCUGUACAGCUACAAAUCCAGCUUGUGGAUGUCUUGCUGAAAGACAAUGAUUCCCUUACAAAAGUGCUCAGCACUGUGACCCAAGAGAAAGCAGAGCUGUGCAAGGCUGUGUCCAAGCUUGAAAAGACUCUGAAGCACCAUCUGCAGAAGGGCUGUACCCUGAGUAGGCCAGGACGGUCUGCAUGGAAGCAUGAGAAGACAGCUGUGCAUGGCUCACUGACUCACACAGACCCAGGACCAUGUGUGCCAGCUGCGAAUAAGGAAGCCACCGCCUGUAGUGUUAAGAUGGAAAAAUUGUACCUGCGUUAUUUGAGAGCAGAGAGCUUUCGAAAAGCCUUGAUUUAUCAGAAGAAGUAUCUCCUGCUGCUGAUUGGUGGAUUCCAAGAUUCUGAGCAAGAAACCCUCUCAAUGAUUGCUCAUUUAGGAGUAUUUCCUUCCAAAGCAGAUAAGAAAGCCACUGCGUCUCGACCUUUUACCAAGUUCCGAACUGCUGUCAGGGUGGUUAUUGCAAUCUUAAGAUUACGUUUUUUGGUUAAGAAAUGGCAAGAAGUGGAUCGUAAAGGAACUCUACCUCAAUGCAAAGCCCUCCACCCAGCUGCCCACAUGGCUGCAGGAUCCACUUUAUCUCCAAAUUCAAGAUCAGAAAGGACCCUGGAUGCUUCUCAGGAUCCAGAACACUCCUUAACAGAAUAUAUUCACCAUUUAGAAAUGAUCCAGCAAAGACUAGGGGGAAUACCACCAGAUUCUACUUCAAAAAAAUCUUGCCACCAGAAGAUUAAAUAA